Messenger RNA from Coregonus clupeaformis (lake whitefish), 5551 nucleotides. Its product is annotated as phosphatidylinositol 4-kinase beta. Gene Ontology annotation, cellular component: membrane; cytoplasm. Bases 167 to 2935 code for a protein of 922 amino acids. The record is from RefSeq and is a predicted model, not a curated record. The transcript has 12 exons. Lineage: Eukaryota; Metazoa; Chordata; Actinopteri; Salmoniformes; Salmonidae. Gene Ontology annotation, biological process: phosphatidylinositol phosphate biosynthetic process; phosphatidylinositol-mediated signaling. Gene Ontology annotation, molecular function: 1-phosphatidylinositol 4-kinase activity.
UAAAUAUUUUGAGGCGGAUCCGUUGGCUACAGGUUUCGGAUUUGCGCAGCAUCAGAAUGAGAUUCGAGCUGGGGAGCUAGAGUCUUUCCAAAUGGAAUUACAAAUCCAAUGGAUAGAUUGAGACCCUAAAAUCGAAAUUGUUUGUCAAGAGGGUUCAACUGCCACCAUGGCUGACAUGGAAGUGGCUAUCUCCCCUGCCCAUAUCGAGGCACUUCACCUCAGCCCCUCGCUGUCCUCCACCUCUACAUUUUCCUGCCCUUCCUCACCUGGAUCCUCUUCUUCCUCAUCCUCCUGCUCGGACUGCUCCUCGGACUGCCCCAACCAGCACCAGUCCUCCUCCAGUCCCAGAAGCUCCAGCCCCAGCAGCAGCGGCAGCGAUGGCAUGCGUGGCUGCAGCCCUCCUUUGGACAUCAUAUCUGAGGACGCUGUGGAGCUGGACCUGGUCAUCGACCCUGAAGUGGCCCUGAAGGCUUGCCAGGAGGUCCUGCAGAAGGUCAAACUCCUGAAGGUUGAGGAAGAACCAGAGUUGUUGGAAAAGUGCAGCCCGCAAAGGCUGCUGCCCAAUGGAACAGUAUACCUGGAGCCUUUCGACACAGAUUCGAUUAAAGAGGAGGAAGAACAGCAUGAUCCUUCACAACAAAUAACGCAGCCAUGCCCUCCGUCACAACAGCCUUGUGACACAGGUUCGAUUAAAGAGGAGGAUGAAGAGGAGGAAGAGAAGUGUGAUCCUCCCCGACAAAUUACUCAGACAUGCCCUCAGUCGCAACCGCAAAAUGGCGACCAGUCCUCCGCGGCAGCCAAGCAGUCCUUGCUUUUGCGGUUGUUUGAGUCCAAGCUCUUCGAUGUCUCCAUGGCCAUCUCCUACCUGUACAAGUCCAAAGAGCCCGGUGUCCAGGCCUACAUUGGCAACCGCCUCUUCAGCUUCUCGGACGAAGAUGUGGACUUCCACCUGCCCCAGCUGCUCAACAUGUACGUCCACAUGGACGAGGAUAUGGGCGACGCCAUCCGACCCUACGUGGUGCACCGCUGCCGCCAGAGCAUUGCCUUCUCCCUGCAGACGGCAUGGCUGCUCGGCGCCUACUCCUCCGACAUGCACAUCUCUACCCAGCGCCACUCGCGCGGCACCAAGCUGCGCAAGCUAAUCCUCUCAGAUGAACUAAAGCCCCACGCAGCUUCUAAAGGUGUGGAUCCUGCCGGUGCUGCGGCCGCCAGCCCUGGGCUGCGGGACGGUGCGCGGGUUCACCACCACCAGCGGCACACCGUGGAGCUGUCCCCGGCCCCCGACAGCCAAAUCAUCCCCGCCGAUGCCUACCUCUCGCCUUCUAAGCGGACACACCAGCGGUCCAAGUCGGACGCCACGCAUUGCACGAGUCUGGGGACUAGCCUCAAGAGAACAGCCAGCAACCCCAAGGUGGAAAGCACCUACGAUGAGCCGCUGCGCCUGACCCCGCAGAGGGAGUUCAUCAAGUCUCUGAUGGGCAUCGGCAAGCGGCUGGCCACACUGCCCACCAAGGAGCAGAAGACCAAGCAGCUCACCUCAGAGCUGUUAGUGCUCAACCACAAGUUGCCCGCCCGCGUCUGGCUGCCAACUGCAGCCUUCGACCACCACGUGGUGCGCGUGCCCCACACACAGGCCGUGGUGCUCAACUCCAAAGACAAGGCCCCGUACAUAAUCUACGUGGAGGUGCUGGAGUGCGAGAGCUUCGAGACGUCCGCCAUUCCUGUGCGCAUCCCGGAGACGCGCAUCCGCAGCGCCCGCUCUGCGGACAACCUCCUCCCGGAGUGCAUUGGCAUCACAGCCGAGCAGCGCGCCGGCAGCUUCUCCACCGUGCCCAACUAUGACAACGACGACGAGGCCUGGGCCGUGGACGACAUCGGCGAGCUGCAAGUGGAGCUCCCAGAAGGCCACACCAGUAGCAGUGACAACAUCUCCCAGUUCUCUGUGGACAGCAUCACCAGCACGGAGAGCAAGGAGCCAGUCUUCAUCGCCGCCGGCGACAUCAGGCGACGUCUGUCAGAGAACCUGGCCCACACCCCCACCACGUUCCGGAAAGAUCCGGAGGACCCGUCCGCUGUGGCGCUCAAGGAGCCCUGGCAGGAGAAAGUCAGGCGGAUAAGGGAGGGCUCCCCUUACGGUCACCUGCCAAACUGGCGGCUGCUGUCGGUCAUUGUGAAGUGUGGGGACGACCUGCGGCAGGAGCUACUGGCCUUCCAGGUGCUCAGCCAACUACAGUCUAUCUGGGAGCAGGAGCGUGUCCCCUUGUGGAUCAAGCCCUAUAAGAUCCUGGUGAUGUCAUCGGACAGCGGGAUGAUCGAGCCCGUACUGAACGCUGUGUCUCUGCACCAGGUGAGGAAGCAGAGCCAGCUGUCUCUGCUGGACUACUUCCUGCAGGAGCACGGCAGCUACACCACCGAGGCCUUCCUCACCGCCCAGCGCAACUUUGUGGAAAGCUGCGCCGGCUACAGCCUCAUCUGCUACCUGCUGCAGGUCAAAGACAGACACAAUGGCAACAUCCUCCUGGACUCUGAGGGCCACAUUAUCCACAUUGACUUUGGCUUCAUCCUGUCCAGCUCACCCAGGAACCUGGGCUUUGAGACCUCUGCUUUUAAGCUCACCAGCGAAUUUGUGGAUGUGAUGGGAGGCCUGGAUGGAGACAUGUUCAACUACUACAAGAUGCUGAUGCUCCAGGGCCUGAUAGCUGCUCGCAAACACAUGGAGAAGGUGGUCCAAAUAGUGGAGAUCAUGCAGCAAGGCUCUCACUUGCCCUGCUUCCAUGGCUCCAGCACCAUCCGCUACCUGAAGGAGCGUUUCCACAUGAGCCUGACAGAGGAGCAGCUACAGGUGCUGGUGGAGCAGAUGGUGGAUGGCUCCAUGCGCUCCAUCACCACCAAGCUUUACGACGGCUUCCAGUACUUCACCAACGGCAUCAUGUGAACAGUUCAACACCAAGACACGAAACUCAACUACAUGGGACAACCACAUGGGAGAGCAAGCAAUCGUGUACACACACAGAUGGUGGCGAACAUGUGCAUAUGGACUCACGCAUGUGUGCUUGCCAUAGCAGCACAUCUACGAAAAUGGACUCAUGUAUAGAUUAGUGCUACAGGAUCUGUUUGCAAACUUGAUAUGUUCUUUGUCUUAGAUGGACUUCUGUUUUCCCCCUCCUUAUUUUGGCCUUGUGGAGGGGGAGUCUGCACCUCAUCUUGUCCUCCUAUCCAUAGGACUUUUACCGCAUUGACUGUUCUAAAACGAGGCAUAACGCACAGUUCAAAUCACACACGAAAAGGAUUAAGUAUCAAUAUCAGAGGAGGUACUUAAUUGAAAAGGGGGAGGGGCAACAUUGGAGAGGGCGUGGUCUAUAUUCAGAGGUGCCCAGAAGAGUUUUCUCAGAAUGGACAAAUGACAAAACUGUUUGUUGAAGUCCUGUGGCUCAAUUGUGCAAGAGCGAAUCACAAAGAGGUACAUAUCGAAUAUAUGUACUUAUUUUCAUUGUUCUUAGAACAAAAUGGACUUUGAGAAGUUGAAGCCACUAUGUAACGACAAAGAAAGCACAAGACAUAAUUUGCUGGGGUUUUCUAACGGACAUUUUCCUUCUUCUCUGAAAAUUCUGUGGUUAACAAGAAUGAGCCAGCCCAAAGAGAGGGGAGAAAAAAGGACUAUUAAAAACCAUUGGUGUAUGAGUGUUAUCUGUCUGGAAAACAACUCUUUAUUCCAAGGUUUUGAUUCGUUUUGAACAAUGUUUAAAUUUCAAACUGGAAGUUUGAACUAGGACCAACUCGUCUCUUAUUAGGGGUCCAAGCAUGCAGCAAAGCUGCUGGUUGUAUGUGUUUUUCUUCCCAUCCUUAAAAGGAGCAGUUUCAUUUUCAAUCUGGGUUUCAGACAACUGGGGCUCAUCCAGUAGAGCACAUCUGUACUUAGUGUUACAGAUAGAAAGGCCAUGAAUAGAAAGGAGACUGUUCUCUGUCAUCACAGUUCAGUUAUCUAGGGACUCUUGUCCUUACUGAAUAAGCACCAGGCAAGUCUGCCUAGUAUCUGAAACCAUCAGGAAAGGGCAGAAUGUUGUACUGUUGAAUAUGCCGACUGUGUCAUGCCAACAUACAUCAUGUAGGUCUUUGCUUUGCUAGUGUCACUCUUUAAAGCAUCAUACUUGAAGGAACGCUAGCGUAGUGAUGAGCCUCAUGCACUUAAUGACAGUUAUGUUGAACCAAAAUGGCUACCUGUGGUUACAUAUACAAAACAAUUGCAAUGGAUUUAUGCAAAAAACUCAACAUUGAUGUUCCACUAAUGUUCGUCUUUCAUCUCUAACUGUGUAUAUUAACGCAUUAUUAUUGUAUGUUGUUUUAACUUAGGUUGCAUAUUUAACGAAUGCUCAACACGUCCCUCUCUGGUUGGCUCUGGGCUGCAUUCCUGUGACUAACUCAGGCCAAUCCAGAGAGAGGGUUGUCCUUGAGCAGACCAUGUAAAUAAUGGGAGUGAUAUCAUUCCUCUGUCUGUCUUAGUCUGUUUAUUUCUCCGUGUUUUGAACAGUAUGAGCUCAUUAUCACAAGUCAACUUCCUUGAUAUGUGAAUGUUUUUUUUAUGAUACUCUACUAAACCGAUUUUAUUUAAUUUUUUCGGUCUCAAACACAUAUGUAUUCAGUAUUGAAGAGAGCUGUUUCAAAAGCGACAUGCGUGGAUGGCCUAUAACUUAUAAUACCGGCUCAUGUCUUUAUGUUUGAAAGCUAUGUCGUUGGUGGGUGGCUUUUGUGUGUAGCAAAAGUGACAGAGAACUUGUCUCUCCAAAAUGAAGUCAUUCCUGUGAGCAAACCGAUGCCUUGAAACAUACAACUUUUAUCAAUGCAACAGUUGGGGGAAAAAGGCAUGCAGGUCAUGUACCCAGGAAGUGCUUUUAUCAAAAGUUUAAACACUCCUGCUUACUCUAAAGUAAAUACUACUUCAUUGCCUUUCCCUUCAUUUAUUCCAACCCUAACAUUAUUCUGUAAAAUGAUGUAAAUUACUCUAAAGUGCAUUUAUCUUUGCUGGAGCGGGUUCUGUCAAACCUGAGUUAAUUUUGAUGUCUCUCCCAUUCUGAACCACGGCGAAGCAGAAUUGUGUCCUUGUCCAGUGUCACACCAGCUAAAUGCUUGUCCGGGGGUAUAUUCAGUGCAGAAAUAUGUUCAGAUUGCUACAGAUAAAUGUAUUGGAUAGAUCACACUAUAGUUUUGAAUAGAAAAAUGUCUGCUCUACAUGUAAGAUUUUUGCCUUCCAAGUUCUGAACAUUGUGCCCUCCUGAAAGAGACAUGGUUUUAGACGGAAUUGGUCCACCUCUAACACCAAGCAAAGCAUUUAUUCUAGUAAAUUAACGAGUCCCUCGUCCUUGAUACUAAAGACAUUUAGAAUGUACAGGGGAAGAAAUAUUGCCCACUUUGUAUCAGAACGCUAACCCUUUUACCAUUUAAUCUUCCUUAUUAUAUGUUUUUCUCAUACACAUGGUACAGAGAAAUACCUUGUAUAAUGUCAACUAAAUGCAUGACUCAUUCAAUAAAUCAGAAAUAGUUUUUUAAAUCUUUA